AGUUUUGUAGUUAAAAAUCUGGCUCCUGUUAGUGACUUAAAUUUGAAAAAUGGAGAAAAUUGAGACUUUUAAAAAAAGGCCCGGAACGAGCGACAAAGGGAGGGAUUAUGAAGAUGUGGUUCUCGCCAAUGUCGUACUUAGACUGUUAAACGACCCCAGAGUAAAAACGUUCCAAAUUUCAUCAAACGAGAAUGAUUUUGGGGCGUUUGAUGAUCUGGUUAUUAAACUUGCAUUGGAUAAGGGGAACGACAUUCAGGUUAAAGCCGUACAGCUAAAACACACCGAAAGGAAAGGACUCUCUCUAGAAAAUCUGCGAGCCGUAAAAGGAGACUUCAGUAUUAGAAAAUACCAUGAAAGUUACACAAAAAUUGAGCAAAAAGUAGAUGAAUUAAUUUUGUUCACAAACCGCCCGUUUAACCCUCCCGACAACGCAACAUUCCAACUUGACGGCGAAGAAUUUUACGUCAAGCUUAUUAAAAGAGAAGUUAGCUCAGACAUUUCAGAAAAUGUUAGUCACGUUUAUCAGUUUGAAAUAGUACAUGAUCAAUCGACAGUGGAAAAGAAUCCUAGAAUUCAAGAAUAUCAGGAAUUUUUUCGCAAGUUUUUUCUCUAUACCGACCAAGAAAAUUGUGAUACUCUGGAAAAAAUAACCGCUAACAAAUUCAAGACAACGUAUUGUUCAGAUGACGAAACAUUCGGUAAAUUCCUGAAAACAGUUUCUAAAUGGAACGCCCAAGAUGGGAAUAAAGAAAAGAUAGAUAAAAAGUGGACGCAGCUGGUACUUGCGCUGCACCUUCUGUCCUCUCAUACUGAGUCUCUAUCUUUCGGUCCAGUUAAUGACAAAAUGAAAAUUUUCAGGGAAGCGAUUUCCGUCUUUGAUGUCACACUGAUUGAAGACAAAUCAGUCGAAACAGUUAAGCAACUGUGGGGUGAUGUUGGAAAGGAAAAAACUAUUGACUUUAAGAAAUUAAAUAAAGUUAGAAGGAGAUAUCUACCUACUCUCGGAUAUAUUAAUGACACCGACAUCGGCGCCAUAGAUCCCAAGGCGUUCACUCAACUUUUGUGGGUAAUGGACGAAUGUCCAUUAAUUUUACGUGCAUGGGAAAAUAUGAAAAAUAUAAUACAGCUGUGUCCCGACAAAAAAUUCGUUUUGGUUGGCGGAACUAAAGAUGCAGAAUGGGUGCAAAAGUAUUCCGUCUUCCAAAAUCUGUCAGACUUGAAUCCGAAACCCGAAAUUCGUAAAAAUGUAAUGCAAAAUUUUUCCAUUUCGAUUCAGGGAAAGGGCGAACUCGAUCUUGUAACAUCGUUUGGCAAUAGCGAAGAUUUUUUCCAAAAUAUUACAACUGAUAAUCUAUCUGAAAUGCUGAACGGUCCAUGCCGUGUAGGAGGAGUAAAGGAAACACUACCUGAACCGUACAUUGAACGGUAUAUUUCGCGAAAUGUCGUCGAUAAUACAUAUUUAGAAAAAACUCACCAAAACACAAUUAUUAUUUUAAAUUGCGCCAAUAAUUUAGACAAGGUUAAAAGCAAACUCGAGAAAUGUGAAUUAAUUGACAUUAAUAACUUCUUACUGAAACACAAUCAGAGUGGCGAAAAUGUAACAAAUAAUGACUUUAACGUUAAUGAACUGAACUUUAAUAACAGAAAUUACUUAGAUAAGGGGAAAAAAAUUGGGUUACAUUCUAAUUUAAACAACAACAAAUAUAAUUUUAGCUCUGAUAUAUCCAGUUUUGCCAACAUAGUUUACGUUGGUACCAGACACUAUAAUGAUUCUGAACUUCAACAAAUUUAUAACGAGCACAAACAAACAAAACAAUUUCACUAUUUUAAAAUUUUGAAUGAUGGAAAGUUAGAAUGGUUAUCUAGCAAAGGUGAUGUUAGUGAUGUAGAGGCUUACAAAUUGCCCGACGAACAUCCUACCGAAGAAAAUGCCUUGUGGUCUUCUCGGUUAGACUAUAACAUCAAUCUUAUAAUUGGAGAUCCGGGAAUGGGUAAAACCAAGCUAGUGAAGAGCUUAAAAAAUAAAUGUUCGCGCGAAUAUUGGACAGUGUUAAUUAGUCCCAAGGAUGUUAAUUUAUUUUUUCGCAAUUCCGAUUUAUGUAAAACGAAAAAUUGUUCAGAUUUAUUUACAGAAUUUAUCACAAAUAAAAAAUACGUGUCGCUCGAAAAACUAGAUCGAAUGUUUUUCGAAAUGUGCAUAAAGAAAAACAACGUAAUUUACGUGUGGGACGCACUCGAUGAAAUUCUAAAUGACAAUUUAGAUGGCGCUUUAAAUAUAAUUCUCGAUCUUUCAAUAAAAGGGUUCCCUCAGUGGGUUACUAGCAGACGGCAUUUGAAAACCACUCUAGAAAAAAAAUUCAAUUUGUUCUCACUUGGUAUAAAUCAAUUUAACGAACGAGAACAAGAAAAAUAUAUCAGAAAACGUCUAAAAUUUUUUAAUUCAGAAACCUGCAUUGACGUAACGCUCGAAAAAAUCAAAUCGUCUUUUGCCAUUAUAGAACACAUAGAUAUACUAGGUAUCCCUCUGCAAAUAUUCAUGCUUACCGAACUGUUCCGUGAAAAUAGCGAAAAAUAUUUAAAACUUAUGGACAACACAUUCGUCUUGACUGACCUUUACGAAUAUUUUAUUCACGAAAAAUUUAAUAAAUUUUACAAAGACAAAAUUGGAUACGAUUUAAGAAAUCCCCAAAUGGAAGUUAUAGUCUGUGAAAAAAAACGAAAGGCUGCAGAAUAUUACGAACGUGUGUCCUUUAGAGUAAUAUUUAACGAAGAAAUUAUGCAGCGACUGAAUAUUGAUUACGAAAAAUGUGUACAAAAACUUUUCCGAAAUUAUGCCUCUCUGGGUCUUGUAAAUGACUUUCAAAAUGAUAUUCCACGUUUUGUGCACAGUUCGUUCGCAGAGUAUCUAGUUGCUAGAUACUUUUCAAACAAUAUUAAUAACUCUAAAGGUUUCAUUUCGGACAUAUUAUUCGACGCGAGGUAUAACAACGUUCGCUUUUUUUUUGACAUGUUGUUAGCCAAAAACUCAAAAGGUCACAUUGCCGUAUUGUAUAAACGUUACGAGUUACUUAAAUCGUACGACGACGAAAUUUUAAAACGCAAAGAUAUAUGUGGCAGAAGCGCUUUACAUUUGAUUUCGUCAUGGGGGCAAAGACAUCCGCGUGUAAAAGUAACGCUUGUAAAAGACAACUGUAUUGUGCACGAAAAUCUCAAUUUCGAUAAAAAAGCGGAAACGAAAAUAUACUUUGAAACGAUGGCGUAUUUGCAACGAAAGAUCGAUGCUGGCGAACGCGAUAUGUUGUUAGAUGCGACUCCUUUGACUUAUGCCCGCAAAAGUGAGAGCCUAGGGGCACAAAUACAAUUACUUCAAACAAAAAAACAUGAAUUGAGACAAUCUCCUGAUGAUAUAAUUAAUGUUAUAUAUUAUUCAGCUUUACUGGGUUACGAUGACAUGUGUAAAUACCUCACAGUGGAAGAGUUGAAAUAUUUUUGGUGCGAAGUGAAAAUUGUUACCACAGAAUAUGGUGCAACACCACUGUGGCUGGCCUGUCAAAACGGUAAUUUAAAAAUCAUUGACUAUUUCGUCAGAUCUGGUGUUGACAUUAAUUGUGUUAGUACAUUCGGAGAGACACCACUUUUCAUGGCUUCACAAAAUGGUCACGAAAAAGUUGUCGAAUACUUGGCGACAGUCGGCGCCGAAAUCAAUCGCGCUCAGAAAGACGGUGCGACACCACUUUACGUAGCUUCACACCAAGGUCACGAAAAAGUUGUCGAAUACUUGGUGACAGUCGGCGCCGAAAUCAAUGGCGCUCAGAAUAACGGUCCAACACCACUUCACAUAGCUUCCUUCAAAGGUCACGAAAAAGUAGUGGAAUACUUGGUGACAGUCGGUGCCGAAAUCAAUUGCGUUCAAGAAAGCGGUGCGACACCACUUCUCGUAGCUUCACACCAAGGUCACGAAAAAGUUGUCGAAUACUUGGUGACAGUCGGCGCCGAAAUCAAUCGCGCUCAGAAUGACGGUGCGACACCACUUUACGUAGCUUCACUAAACGGUCACCAAAAAGUUGUCGAAUACUUGGUGACAGUCGGCGCCGAAAUCAAUCGCGCUGAUAAUAACGGUGCGACACCACUUUACAUAGCUUCAAGAAACGGCCACGAAAAAGUAGUGGAAUACUUGGUGACAGUCGGUGCCGAAAUCAAUUUCGUUGAAGAAAGCGGUACGACACCACUUCUCGUAGCUUCACACCAAGGUCACGAAAAAGUUGUCGAAUACUUGGUGACAGUCGGCGCCGAAAUCAAUCGCGCUCAGAAUGACGGUCGAACACCACUUUACGUAGCUUCACAAAACGGUCACCAAAAAGUUGUCGAAUACUUGGUGACAGUCGGCGCCGAAAUCAAUCGCGCUAUUAAUGACGGUUGGACUCCACUUCACAUUUCUUCACAAAAAGGUCACCAAAAAGUUGUCGAAUACUUGGUGACAGUCGGCGCCGAAAUCAAUGGCGCUCAGAAUAACGGUCGAACACCACUUCACAUAGCUUCCUUCAACGGUCACGAAAAAGUAGUGGAAUACUUGGUGACAGUCGGUGCCGAAAUCAAUUGCGUUGAAGAAAACGGUGCGACACCACUUCUCGUAGCUUCACACCAAGGUCACGAAAAAGUAGUGGAAUACUUGGUGACAGUCGGCGCCGAAAUCAAUCGCGCUCAGAAUGACGGUGAGACACCACUUUUCGUAGCUUCACAAAAGGGUCACAAAAAAGUUGUCGAGUACUUGGCGACAGUCGGCGCCGAAAUCAAUCGCGCUGAGAAUGACGGUUGGACACCACUUCACAUUGCUUCACAAAACGGUCACGAAAAAGUUGUCGAAUACUUGGUGACAGUCGGCGCCGAAAUCAAUCGCGCUAUUAAUAACGGUGCGACACCACUUCACAUUGCUUCACAAAACGGUCACGAAAAAGUUGUCGAAUACUUGGCGACAGUCGGCGCCGAAAUCAAUCGCGCUGAGAAUGACGGUUGGACACCACUUCACAUUGCUUCACAAAACGGUCACGAAAAAGUUGUCGAAUGCUUGGUGACAGUCGGCGCCGAAAUCAAUCGCGCUGUUAAUAACGUUUGGACUCCACUUCACAUUGCUUCACAAAACGGUCACGAAAAAGUUGUCGAAUACUUGGUGACAGUCGGCGCCGAAAUCAAUCGCGCUAUUAAUGACGGUUGGACUCCACUUCACAGUGCUUCACAAAACGGUCACGAAAAAAUUGUCGAGUACUUGGCGACAGUCGGUGCCGAAAUCAAUCGCGCUGAAAAAACCGGUGGGACACCACUUUACAUAGCGUCACAAAACGGUCACGAAAAAGUUGUCGAAUACUUGGCGACAGUCGGCGCCGAAAUCAAUCGCGCUGAGAAUGACGGUUGCACACCACUUCACAUUGCUUCACAAAAAGGUCACGAAAAAGUUGUCGAGUACUUGGCGACAGUCGGCGCCGAAAUCAAUCGCGCUGAGAAUGACGGUUGGACUCCACUUCACGUUGCUUCAAAAAACAGUCACGAAAAAGUUGUCGAAUACUUGGCGACAGUCGGCGCCGAAAUCAAUUGUGUUGCAAAUGACGGCUGGACACCACUUCACUUAGCUUCACAUAAUGGCCACGAAAAAGUUGUCGAAUGCUUGGUAACAGUCGGCGCCGAAAUCAAUCGCGGUGAGAAUGACGGUUGGACACCACUUCACAUUGCUUCACAAAACGGUCACGAAAAAGUUGUCGAAUACUUGGUGACAGUCGGCGCCGAAAUCAAUCGCGCUCAGAAUGACGGUUGCACACCACUUCACAUAGCUUCACAAAACGGUCACGAAAAAAUUGUCGAGUACUUGGCGACAGUCGGUGCCGAAAUCAAUCGCGCUGAUAAUUACGGUUGGACACCACUUGACGUGGCUUCCGUAAAAUCUUACAAAAAUAUUGUAGAAUGUUUAACAAGAGCCGGCGCUCAAACCGGGCACCAUUCCUUUACAAGUUACAAGGAAACGUAAUAACAAAAACUUUCCCAAACCAUCCAAAUGCAGCGUAAUUGUAGUAAGCAGAAUGUGCUUGUUUGAGAAUCGUGUCUGAUUAUAACGAACGAGGCAUGAAGAACAAUGUUCAAAAAACUAACCUAGUUAUAUUCCAAGGAAUCCGAAGAAAAAUUGCAGUUUAUUCCGAGGAUUUUAAUUAAUUUAAAUAAUAAUUUAAAGUUUGUAAAUUGUUAUCGUACCUAUAUAAUAAUUUGUGUAUGUUUUAUUUUGAAAGCAGAUAUUAAUGUUGUGAAAAUUUUAUUUACUAACAUUAUGUAGGUAUAACACGCAGAAAAGCUAAAUUUGUGAAAUGUCAAAAUAGUGUAGACAGAGUCGAUGUGCAUACAAAAUAUUAAUUAAUUAACAGAAUACCAUGCACAUAUGACCUGUAAUAUUAAGUUCUUGUGGAAAAAUAUUUUAACAUAUUUGGUUUGAAUUUGAACAUGGUCUGAGAUAGCUCGCCAUAGCACUAUUACAAAUAAGUAUUUGCACCAUAUCAAACGUAACUUUUACCCGGACAAAUGUAUUCACCCAUUCCAGUAUCCUUGAUUAUAAGUUGCGGCGUUAACUGUAAAAUAAAACGUUAUAUUCUUCUUACACUUGUUGAAAACUCUUCUACAUCACUUCAUCCCCUCAGCUUAGUCGUCUGGUCACGAGUGAUUACAAAAUAUUCCAUUAUUUGUAACUCCAAUAAAAAUUGUAUACCUACGAAAAAUGUUAAAUUUAAAUGAAUUUUAAUUUUUGAUUUUAAACAAAAAGCAUGGAACAGUUAUUAAUGUCACUUACAACCGCCGAUAAAACAAAAUUUUUGUAAAAAACAUACAUAACAAUUGUGUUUUGUCUAUUAUUGAAUAAAAAGAACGCGAUGCAUGGUACCGUUUAGUAUUUCUAUUAUCUACAAAUUUGCUGAAUCGAUUUGUAAGAAAUUUGAAGAGAAGGAUACCACAACUAAGAAAUGGAAAUAUUUUUAGGACACUUUAGAUUACGGUUGCAAAGGAAUAAUUCAGUUUAUUUAUAUCGUCUACGUUUGUUGGUAUAUAGGCUCCAUUACGAAAUCCAACACAAUGAUGCGAAGUAACGAAGCAUUCUAACAAAAUUGGGUGUUUUAAUCGGAAUUGUUGAUAACAUCUUACAAAUAUAUCAAGAGGACAAGAACUAAUGAUUCGAUAAACUGACGUAAGAAUUGAAAUGAUUCCAUGGAGCAACGUUCGAAUACAUGAGUAAAAUUUCCAAAAUGGGACAAUAUUUUCGAGGAUUCUUUAUUAUGUACAAAUUACAGGAAAGUGACCAAGUACUUAGUAGCUUUAGCAAUUAGCAUACCAAUUUUAAGCAAUCACCGAAAUUUCUCAGGGAGUUCAUAAACAUCCUGUAUUCUAUAAAAACUUAUGGCCUACGAGGUUUUUAUUCGCAAAAAUGUAAUACGCCUUCCUUUGUGUUCUACAAAAUCUAUGACACGGGUUUGUGAAGGAAACAUGGUCUCAACAGAGUUUGGACGAUUAUUUCUUCGUCCCAAAAAAUGAAAUAAUUCUAUAAGGUAAAUUUUAGAAGAGGACAACAGCUACAAAUGGUUUUUGAUGUAUUUUUGGACCGUGACAAGCGCACAACGUAAAGUUUGAGCCUUGGUCUAGACAAAUUUUCUGAUGAAAAGUUGGAAAGGAUCACCAAGAUAAUACAUGAUUUUUCUCCUGAAACUUAACAAUGGUUUCUCAACAUAAUUGUCUUCCAAAAAUAAAUUGGCAGAGGAGUCGAAGGAAAAUCAAGAGUCAAAACGCCACAUCAGUGUAAUCCAGAAGAAAAUCAAAUUUGUAAACAAAAGUGUCUCACGUUUAUAUAAAAAAAAUAUAUCUCUUAAGUUAGUGGUAUACUUAUCUUAAAAACCAUCUUCAAAACAUAUCUGUUUUUAAUAUAUGUAGUUACAUUUGUCCAAUUUCUAAUUUUUGUAACAACCAAACUGGCAUGUUUAUUAAAUUUAUUAUAAUUAA
Messenger RNA from Zophobas morio, 8019 nucleotides. RefSeq lists its product as uncharacterized. The record is from RefSeq and is a predicted model, not a curated record. The transcript has 8 exons. Gene Ontology annotation, cellular component: T-tubule. Lineage: Eukaryota; Metazoa; Arthropoda; Insecta; Coleoptera; Tenebrionidae. Gene Ontology annotation, molecular function: protein binding. The coding region runs from base 50 to 6016 and encodes 1988 amino acids. Gene Ontology annotation, biological process: regulation of cardiac muscle contraction; protein localization to T-tubule.